UCUGACCAUCGAGAUAUCGGUAAAACAGACAAAACAAGGAGGAUUACUGUGUGUGAUAGGCAAAUUAUUUAUUUGCGAAAGUGGAAACCAUCAUGAAGUUAUUUAGGUGUUUAGUGCCAGUAGUGGUGCUGCUAUUGAUUAAGAAUUCCUCCGCGAGACCUGGUGUGUUAGGCGAUUUGAUCGGUGAGAACGUUGGUAGAUUGCUGGACCCAUUGGGAGUAUUCAGGCCUAAAAAUAACAAUGCCCACGCCAGCAGCAAUGCUCAGACAUUGGGAGGAAACCUGAAUUUCGGACCUAUCGGUAUCGGUGGUGGAUACUCUUCAGCUUCGGCUGAUGCAUCGGCGAAUAGCGGCGGUGGCUUAGCUUCGGCUUCAGCCAAAGCUGAUGCUCAUGCUAAUGGAUAUGGAGGAUACGGUGGUUCGAACGCAAAUGCGCAAGCAUCUGCUAAUGCUAAUGCACAAGGUUCUUCGGGAAAUCCUGGGGGGUAUGUCAACAAUAAUGGUGGAUAUAGCGGUUAUUAUCCUGGCGUUUCUCAAGUUAGUCAACCAAAUUACGGAAGUUAUGGUGGCUCUCAGUCCAGUGCUAACGCUAACGCGAACGCCAAUGCCAAUGGCGGAGGGUAUUCUGUUAGUCCCUCUUAUUAUCCUUCUAAACCUCAAAACGGCAACGCUAACAUUAAUGCUAACGCAAAUGCGAACGCGGGUGCUAACGUCUUAGGUAGUGGCGGCGUGAAUGUGAUUCCCAACAAAUAUCCUAGCGGAGGAAUAGAUAAAAUAGAAGUAAUUCCCAUAAACACAUUGCCGCUUUCUCAACCAACUUCACCUGUCUAUUCGAUACCUUACCGACCGCCUGGAACUAAUAAGGGAAAUGUGAUUGUCGUUGUCGAGGAAUCUCCGCAAUAUCCGCCGUAUCGUCCGAAUCCCCAUCGCCACCAUCACCAUCGUCAACCGCAUUAUGGUAAACCAAAACAACAGCCCAUCGAGGUCAUCAUCAUUGAGGAGCCAAGGUCUAAUCCAGCUGGUAGUGGAAAUGGCGGUAUUCAAGGAACCUAUCCUGGAUAUAAAGACAAUCCGUUUUUAUCCAAUGGCGCUGGAUCAAAUGCUAAUGCUAAUGCCCAUGCUAAUGCUCAAGCAGGUGCGAGUGCAAACGGCGGAAAUGGACACAAUUAUCAACAAGAUGGAAAUCAGCAAGGUGGAUAUCAACAAGGUGGAUAUCAGCAAGGUGAAUAUCAACAAGGCGGACAUCAAGGCGGAUAUCAAUUAGGAGGAUAUCAACAAGGCGGACAUCAACAAGGUGGCAGUUACCCAAUAGAAUCAUCAGGACAAAAUCUAAUUGGCGAUAAUAAUCCUUUUCUGAAUCCCGGCGGACAUUCCAGUAGCAACGUCGGUGCUAAUGCUAAUGCAAAUGCUGGAGCUGGUGCUAUCGCUGGAGAAAAACCGAUAGGUACCAAUAAUCCAUUUCUUAAUGGUGGCGUAUCCCAAAAUGUCGGAGGAGGAGGAAACUAUCCAGGAAGUUCGAGCGUUUUGAGCGAUAAACCUAAAGGGGGGAGCCUUUCUACCACUUAUCCGGGACAAUCAUCCGGAGGAUACCCUGGCUCAUUCGGAUCGGCGGGAGCUAAUGCUGGUGCCAACGCCAAUGCUAAUGCUGACGCUGGAGCCGGUAGUGUUGGAGGAGGUCCGAUCAAACAAAAUCCGAUAGUUAGCUCUGGUGGGCAUGGUGGCGAAUCUUCGGGAGUUCUUGGUGGUUACGAAGGUCACGGUUCUAGUCCAAACUUUGAUGGAUUUGGAGGACAAGUCGAUGGUUCAUCUGGUGCGAAUGCUAAUGCUAAUGCUAACGCUGGUGCCACUAACACUGGAGGAUCUGGUGGACAUGGAUCCAUUUUCGGAGGUCACGGAGGAUCCUCCGGAUAUGGUGGUGGCUCUUUCGGUAGUCAAGGCAGUGGAUUUGGAAAUGAUGGUGCAAAUAUUCACGAUGGACAUGCUGGAAGUUCUUCCGGAGCCAACGCUAACGCCAACGCCAAUGCCGGAGCCGCCGGAACUAUUCAUGGAACUAUCCCUGGAGGAUCCUCCGGAUAUGGUGGUGGCUCUUUCGAUAGUCAAGGUAGUGGAUUUGGAAAUAAUGGUGCAAAUAUUCACGGUGGACAUGCUGGAGGUUCUUCCGGAGCCAACGCUAAUGCCAACGCUAAUGCCAAUGCUAAUGCCGGAGCCGCCGGAACUAUUCAUGGAACUAUCCCUGGAGGAUCUGGAGGUCACGGAGGAUUUGGCAAAGGCUCACUCAAUAGCUAUGGUAAUGAUGGAUGUGCACAAUGUGGCUCUUCCGGUCUGAAUCUCGGCGGAUAUGGCGCUGGUUCUUCUGGUGCUAAUGCCAAUAGUAACGCCAAUGCUAAUGCUGGAAGUACCGGUAAUGGCUCUGGUGGAUACGGAAACGAUGUUAAAGGAUAUGCCGGAGGACAUGGUGGUCAAAGCGGAUUCGGUAAUCAAGGCGGAUUUGGCGGAGGAGGCUCAAACGCCAACGCACAGGCGUCUUCUAAUGCAAUUGCGUCCGGCGGUGGAUCGGCAUCAGCAAACAGCAAAUCGUCAGCCUACGUUAAUGGAUCAGGAUCCGCAAAAGCCGACGCGUCCAGCAGUGCGUCUUCAGGAUCUUACGGUGAAAUAGGACCGAAAAGUUCAGCGUCGAGCCAAGCAUCAGCUUCAGCCGAUACCAAGGAUAUGUUGAUCUUUAAUUAAAUUGUGAUAUAAUGAAAUAAAUCGACGAGGAGACUCGAAAGAGUCUUCUUGGCCAUAGUAGCGAUAUAAUACUCUGAUUUAUACUUCGAUGUUCCACGAACAAACUUAUUUACGGUAUGAAUAUUAUAUUGUUUAAUUUUGCGACGAGAAUUAGAGAUUAUUGAAAAAUUAGAAGUAUGCAUAUCAUAAAACUGUCUAUUAAUAAAUAUGUUUAAAUUUAUAAUUACAGUUAUAAAUUUGAACGUAUUCUUAAAAAUUGUGAUUGUAAAUUGGAGAUUUAAUAUCAAAAGUUAAAUUUUAAAAAUAGAUAAACAGUCUUGAGCAUUUAUUAGAAAAUAUGUAAGGAUAACUAUUUAUUUGUAUUUGUAUUGCAAAUCAUAUUGAAGGCAGAUCGAAUAUUGUUUUGCUCAAUUUAAUGAAAUGUGUAAAAUGGAAAUUACGACAUCAGAAUUUAAGACAAAAGGCUUCUUUGACUCACAGAAAUAUAAUUUAUAGACAAAUC
Molecule: messenger RNA, 3228 nt
Organism: Atta colombica
Lineage: Eukaryota; Metazoa; Arthropoda; Insecta; Hymenoptera; Formicidae
Product: glycine-rich cell wall structural protein 1.8-like
Exons: 5
Coding region: 93-2726 (877 amino acids)
Source: RefSeq, a predicted model, not a curated record